This is a messenger RNA of Haliaeetus leucocephalus (bald eagle), 2125 nucleotides long. It is a transcript of the gene GSDMA, whose product is annotated as gasdermin A. The coding region runs from base 259 to 1602 and encodes 447 amino acids. The record is from RefSeq and is a predicted model, not a curated record. Gene Ontology annotation, biological process: pyroptotic inflammatory response; defense response to bacterium. Gene Ontology annotation, molecular function: phosphatidylinositol-4-phosphate binding; phosphatidylserine binding; phosphatidylinositol-4,5-bisphosphate binding. The transcript has 11 exons. Lineage: Eukaryota; Metazoa; Chordata; Aves; Accipitriformes; Accipitridae.
CAGAGGACUGCUCUGCACAUUGCACACUGCCCGCCGACUGUAGAUGAGAAGCCAUUCUUUCCACAAACAGACCCCUGUGGGACGUUAGGGAGAGGGAAGAUAUCCCCCCCCAUCUGCUCAUCUGAACUGUAAACAGGGAUCAGCGUCUCUUCUCUAACAAGACUUGAUGAAGUAGGGUGCAGAAGAGGGGAAAGACCUACCCACUUCUCACACAAGUACACUUUGCUUUGGUUCAAAAAUUCAUCCAGCCACAGCAGAAUGUUUAAAAAAGUCACCCAAUCCAUAGUAAAUCAAAUGGAUCCAAGAGGAGACCUGGUCCCGGUUCACAGCAUCUUAGACCAUGAACAUUUCAGACCCCUCUGUCUAGUGAAAAGAAAAAGAAAAACCAUAUUCCAGCCAUCUCCCUGCUACAGACAGACAUGGUACACACUCAACGACAUGCUGCUGCCUGGAGAAGACAACAGAAGCACAGAGUCCCUCUUUCCCAAGGGAGACGGUCAAGAUUCAAGGCAAUUUACAAUCAAAAAAAGUGUCAGUGACAGAGUUGAUGGGAGUCUAAGCCUUCGUGUCGACUCUGCAAGUGUAGAGCUGAAAGGAGUUGCCUCCUUGUCCAAAGAGUGGUCCAUCAAGCUGGAGAAGAACCACAUAUCAAUACCAAAACUCGAGGCACUGAAAACAGAAAGAAAAAUGAAUGCGAAUCACUCCUUUAUUCAACAACUACAGAAAAAACAACAAAAUUUAUAUGUGGUUCAUGAAACGUUAGAAGCCUCAGAGGAGACCAGCUACGAGGAAUCCAUUAAGGCAGAGGGGAGCUUCAUGACCAAGCUUCAAGCCAAGUUUUGUGCAAAGGGCACCCGAGAGAACAGACAAGGCAUAACUAUACCCAAGGGCUGCACCCUGGCAUUCAGGGCAAUCCAGCUGACCAUUACAGAUGGAUCAUGGGAUCUUCAAUAUUUCCCAGAAUCUUCCAGAAUGUUUGUAUGUGAUGGUUCCUCACAAGGAAAAUUACACAGACUGCAGGUAGAAGUUAAAGAUACUUGUCAAAUUUUCUCCAAGCUGUCUUCUGAUCUGUUCGUCGUAUUUUUAAAAGCCAUCAAAGCUGUGAUGAGAGACAGGAACCUCUUUGAAGAGCUGACCCACAAAAUGGAAGCAGUUCUUGAUGAAACCGGUAGUUGUGAGCUGAAAACAGAAAGCCCAGACUUAAAAGACCUGUUGAGCAGCUUACAGGAUUCUUCAAGACAUCUUCUCCUUAAGCUGGCAGAAGCAAUCACCUACACUCUUGAUGCGUUAGAUGAGCUAACAGAAGAUCAGCUGCUGCUGUUGCUAGAGUCCUUGGAAGAGAAGAUUGUGUCCCAACAGCUUAAGCUGGUUGAGAGCAUCUUGGAACACGACAUGGAAGACAGAGAGGAGCAUUUCAGUGUGGAUGCCAGCUUGCUCUCCUUCUCACAAGAGAGGGAACAAAAAUUAACCAUUGCAAUGGUCGAGAUGAGUGGAGUCAAGCUCCAGAAAGACGGAUCAGUUGUCUGUACAAAAGCCUUCUUCGCCGUAGCAGCCCUGUAUGUGUCUCUAUAUGUCCUCGACCUUUUGAGUAACUCAGAUUAGGUUAUACAUGUCCUCCCAUUAGGGAGGAUUUAAAGGUAAUCACUCGAUAAUGUAUUUGAAAGUCUCUUCCUGCAAGCCAGUUUCUCUCUGCAGACUUUACCCCUACAUAGGCCAGGCAUUCCUCACCGCCACUCACUCUACACAGAUGAGUGCUGCUUUGAAAUGAGUAGGAAAAGCAGACUUAAGGCAAGAAAACUCCUUGUAGAAGCCAGAAGCUAGAUACCAAAAUUGAUUUUUCAUUCCCCCCAUACAAAUGCAGAGUGCCAUCUGAAAAAUCCACCAGCCCAAAUAAUCGCAAGCCUGUCAGCUGCGCUUUGCGUGAUACUGGUUCUCAUAAAACAUGCUAGCACACAGCCACUCAUGCAGCCAGUAAGGAACAAAGGAAUACCUCAGCAAUAAUUCACUUACCCUGGUCACACCUGUGAUUCACGUGUGACUCAGUAAGCUGGGAAGCGUUAGAAAGCUGAGGGAUCUCACAGCAUUUUAAUGACACACACCUGGUGAAACAGCACCUCCAUCACAA